This is a messenger RNA of Letharia columbiana, 600 nucleotides long. RefSeq lists its product as uncharacterized. Lineage: Eukaryota; Fungi; Ascomycota; Lecanoromycetes; Lecanorales; Parmeliaceae. Gene Ontology annotation, molecular function: oxidoreductase activity. The transcript has 4 exons. Bases 1 to 600 code for a protein of 199 amino acids. The record is from RefSeq and is a predicted model, not a curated record.
AUGAGAGAACUGAACUGGCAUCCGGACGUCCAAGCAGCAAAACUUGGCCACGCAGGGCGAGUGCACCAAGAUGCUAGUGAUGAGUUUGCCUCGAUUCAUGAUGGUUAUGCCUUCCAGAAGUUGAACGAAUGCAUCCUGGGCACUGUUACCGAGAAGGCGGCCGCUUUCAUGAAGAAAAACGCCGAAAUCAAAGCCAAAGACCUUGCGCAAUCUUCCAAAGGGGAUGAUGGGCUGGCGCUUCAGAAACACCGCUGGGUUCCUGUCCACCUGAAAGAUAGGAAACGGCCCAGUAAGACACAAGAUGCUAUACCCUCUCUGUUCCGCAGGACCAAAAUGCGCUGGGCUCGGGGGCUUCUCGUCGUGAAGACAUACUUCCCCAACGACGACCAACCGGGUGGCGCCAUGUCAAAUCCCCUUGACUGCAUACCUCUCAAUGAAGAGAUUGAGGCCCGUGGCCAAACAGAUACCGAGAUAGCCGUCAUCGAUGCGAAUAUGUCUGAAGCCGAUAUCCUCUUGAAGGACGAGUUGCACGAUUUCAAGGAAAAGCAUGAAGGACAAUUCACGAUUGACCAUGUGUUCAGUCAUCCCAGUGAAGACUAG